CUCACCUUGGCUGUGUUCCUGUCCCUUGAAGAGCUCCCAGCAUUUGACAGUCUUGGAAAGCUCGAGCGGCUAUUGAUCACAUGCUCGCCGAUGCUCGACAGCUUACCCGAUCUAGGACCGAUUCGCAGCACAAUCCAGUCUUUUACUAUCACGGAUCGAGGAACGUGGUGCUGCAACGGGUUUCUAGACGAAUGCAACUUGGAAGAUCCGAUGUGCGGCGUCCACCCGCUGUGGGGGACUCCCGCCGCUACGUGCCUUGCAACCAGUCGAACGGACAAAGUUGCAACCUCACCUACGAGGGAGAUCAUAGCAACAUUUCCAGACACGACGUGCUACAACUUGUUGCAUCCUGGCUCACUUGAAGGCCCGCCAACGGAGGCUUCGAUGGCUCCGUGCAAUGGCACACUCUACCGUCAGUGCUCUGACCCCAGUGGAGCUGAGUCGAUGUGCUACAACGCUCGGUACAUGGGCAUCGCCUGUGAUACAAACCCGUUCCCGAUCGAAAUGCGACGCCAACAGAUCGCAAAGGGUGUCGGAGACCCAUGCAACCCGGAGUACGAAGCUUGGCUGGGCUGCAAGUGA
Molecule: messenger RNA, 582 nt
Organism: Phytophthora sojae
Lineage: Eukaryota; Oomycota; Peronosporomycetes; Peronosporales; Peronosporaceae
Exons: 1
Source: RefSeq, a predicted model, not a curated record